Messenger RNA from Prunus armeniaca (apricot), 1941 nucleotides. The record is from the annotation of a GenBank genome assembly. Lineage: Eukaryota; Viridiplantae; Streptophyta; Magnoliopsida; Rosales; Rosaceae.
AUGGCUGCUGAAAAUAAUGAAGAUGAGAGAGAACGAGGCAUUCUUCUCUCUCCUCCCUCCAAAAUGUCGAGUCAAAAACAGACGUCCCCUCCAAUUCAGCUGUUCGUCGGAACAUUCGGUCUUUCUGGUCGAAACAUUCGUCAAUCCUUGAGCAAAGUCUUGAGUUGGAAAAAACAUUCGUCAAUCCUUGAGCAACGUCUUGAGUUGGAAACUGGUGACCACGACCGUUGUGCUGUUCUCUUGGUUUUGAAAUCGUUGAGCACGGUCAAAACAGGGGUUGGGGAAGAAGAAAAGUGUGUGGGGUUGACGUCCAGAGAAACAGGGGUUGGAAAUGACUCACGAGGGUUAAAUUGCAAGAACUGUGAAAUGGAUUGCGAAGGACAGAUGACACCGGAAGUAAGGUCGGAGUUGAAACCAAAAUUGGGACUUGAAUUUAAUUGCUGUGACGAUGUGUUCAAUUUCUAUAAUAUGUAUGCUGUGGAAGCCGAAUUUGGCGUUCAGUGUUCUACAACGAGGACGUGCACACUGACAGGAGAGGUAACAAGGAAGGAAUAUGUAUGUUGUAAACAGGGGUAUGCGUUGACAAGCACUAUUAGUCGUAAGAGAAGACGGCGAGGUUGUACUCGAACUGGUUGCAAGGCUAAACUUGAAAUAUUGAAGGUGAAAGACAAGAAUAAGUACAUUGUUGUAGGAUUCAAUGAGGUACACAACCAUGAUAUGAACACAGUUGAUAAAGUCCAUUUAUUGAGAUCUCACCGUAACUUAACAGAGUCUACAAAGGUGUAUAGUGCAGAUAUGAGCAAAGUUAAUAUUCCAGUACAUAAACAGUUAAGCCUUCUUGAGGUGCAAGUAGGGGGAUUAGAAAAUGUUGGGUUUGUUAAGAGAGAUGUCUAUAAUUAUCUAAGGGACGUGCGUGGAGAGGUGAUUGGCCAUGAUGCAGAGCAGCUUAAGGAGCAUUUUAUGGCUAUGCAAGAAAAGAAUGAAUCCUUUUAUUUCAAGAUGGAGGUAGAUUCGGAAGGAAGGAUGAGUAAUGUUUUCUGGUUAGAUGCAAUGUCAAGACGACUUAUGGGUUUUUCUGGAGAUGUGGUGGUAUUUGAUACGACGUUCAACACGAACCGCUAUGGGAUGAUCUUUGCGCCUUUGUUAGGUGUUAAUAACCAUCGGCAGACAGUGUUGUUUGGUUAUGCAUUCCUAACUAGCGAAACCACGGAUUCAUUUGUAUGGUUGUUAGAGGAAUUCAAGAAAGCCAUGCUGGGUGAGCCACCCAAAAUGAUCAUCAUUGAUCAAGAUGCAACCAUGUCAAAGGCAAUUGUUGGUAUGGACAAGAAAAAAGAAUUUGAUGCGAAAUGGGAGGAAAUCAUCACAAACAAUGGGCUGCAAGACCAUGCGUGGCUGAGCUCAAUUCUUGCUAUGCGGGGGAAUUGGGUUGCAUCAUAUGUAAAACAUGUGUUUUCGGCUGGGAUGUCAAGUAGUCAACGGGCCGAAAGCUAUUAUUCAUUUUUCAAACAAUAUAUUAACCGGAAAAACACAUUGAUGGAAUUCAUUGUACAUUUUGAGAGAGCUCUUGCUUCACAAAGACACAAGGAGUUAAUGGUUGAUCAUGUUGAUAACAAUGAAAAACCUCCACUGCCAUUUCAAACACCAAUGCAACAUCAAAUGAGACGCAUUUACACUCGGGAAAUUCUGGAAAUGUUUGAGAGGGAAGACUUCAGAAGUCUUUUAUGCUUGUUCAAACUUGUAGAGCAAGAUGAGACUCAGUGCAGAUACAAAGUAAGUGAGUGGGUAAAUCCGGGGGUGACACGGAUGAAGGAGCUUGUGCAUGAUAAAGAUACCGAUAAAGCUUAUUGCAGCUGCAGAGGAUUUGAAUUUUGGGGUAUUCCGUCACAUCCUAGUUUUCUUAAGAAUGAAGCACAUAUUGAAAAGAUACCGAUAAAGCUAUGA